GAGCUGGUGACCAGCCCGUCUUCCCCGGGGAGCCGCCGCUCAAAGGCCCUGCAGCGGGAGCCGCCGCGCGGCCGGCAUGGCCGUGAGCAUGGACGACGACGUCCCCCUCAUCCUCACGCUGGAGGAGGGCGGCAGCGGCGCCUCGGCCGCCCUCGAYGACGAGGAGCUGCCGAACGAAAAUGGAGGGAGCUACGACGGCGUUCAUGAUGCAUCCAGCCCUGCUGCGGGCGACUGCUGUGCGCAGCAAAGCUCUGCCCAACACAACUGGGAGAUGAACUACCAGGAGGCAGCAAUCUACCUCCAGGAAGGAGAAAACAAUGAUAAGUUCUUCACCCACCCCAAGAAUGCCAAAGCACUUGCUGCCUACCUCUUUGCACACAACCACCUUUUCUACCUGAUGGAGCUGAGCACAGCGCUGCUGCUGCUGCUGCUGUCGCUCUGCGAGGCGCCAGCCGUUCCCAUGCUCCGGCUGGGCAUCUACGUCCAUGCAACCCUGGAGCUGUUUGCAUUAAUCGUGGUAGUCUUUGAGCUCUCCAUGAAGAUGAGGUGGUUGGGCUUCCACACCUUUAUCAGGCACAAAAGGACCAUGGUGAAGACCUGCGUGCUGUUCGUGCAGUUCAUAGAGGCCAUCGUGGUGUUGGUGCGCCAGACCUCACACGUGCGGAUCACCAGAGCCCUGCGCUGUAUUUUCCUGGUGGACUGUCGGUACUGCGGCGCGGUCAGGAGAAACCUACGACAGAUCUUCCAGUCCCUCCCCCCAUUUAUUGAUAUUCUCCUCCUCCUGCUUUUCUUCAUGGUCAUCUUCGCCAUCCUGGGUUUUUAUUUGUUUUCUCCUAACCACUCGGAUCCUUACUUCAGUACUUUAGAGAACAGCCUGGUGAACCUCUUCGUUCUCUUGACCACUUCCAACUUCCCUGACGUGAUGAUGCCAUCCUAUGCCCGGAACCCCUGGUCCUGUGUCUUCUUCAUAGUGUAUCUCUCCAUUGAGCUGUACUUCAUCAUGAACUUGCUCCUGGCCGUUGUGUUCGACACUUUCAACGACAUCGAGAAGAGGAAGUUCAAGUCGUUGCUGCUGCACAAGCGCGCGGCCAUCCAGCACGCCUACCGCCUGCUCAUAACCAAGCAGAGGCCGACUGGAGUUUCCUUCAAGCACUUUGAAGGGCUGCUGCGGUUUUACAAGCCUCGGAUGUGUACCAGAGAGCGGUAUCUCACUUUCAAAGCACUGAAUCAAAGCAAUACUCCUUUAGUCAGCCUAAAGGAUUUUUACAAUUUCUAUGAAGUUGUUGGCUUAAAAUGGAAGGCRAAACGAAAUCGUGAGCACUGGUUUGAUGACCUUCCACGGACAGCAUUCCUUAUUUUUAAAGGCAUCAACAUCCUUGUGAAGUCACGAGCGUUCCAGUACAUCAUGUAUACUGUGGUGGCUGUGAAUGGAAUUUGGAUUCUUGUUGAAACCUUCAUGCUGCAAGGAGGGAAUUUCUUCUCCAGAAACGUCCCAUGGAGCUACAUAGUCUUCCUCACAAUUUAUGGCGUGGAGCUGCUUCUGAAAACCACUGGCCUGGGGCCUGUUGAAUACCUGUCGUCGGGCUGGAAUCUCUUUGACUUUGCAGUCACCCUCUUUGCAUUUCUGGGGCUCCUGGCACUGGCGUUUAACAUGGAGCCGUUCUACUUCAUYGUGGUCUUGCGACCUCUUCAGCUGCUGAGGCUCUUUAAAUUGAAGAAGCGUUACAGAAAUGUCCUGGACACCAUGUUUGAGUUGUUCCCCCGGAUGGCCAGCCUGGGUUUAACCCUGCUGAUCUUCUAUUACUGCUUUGCCAUCGUUGGCAUGGAAUUCUUCGCUGGUGUGGUCUACCCAAACUGCUGCAAUACAAGCACGGUAGCAGAUUCUUACCGCUGGGUGAACCACACCGUUGGCAACAAGACAGUUGUGGAAGAAGGCUAUUACUAUCUCAACAAUUUUGACAACAUUUUGAACAGCUUUGUCACGCUGUUUGAGCUGACAGUCGUCAACGACUGGUACAUCAUCAUGGAAGGGGUGACCUCACAAACCACUCACUGGAGCCGUCUUUACUUCAUGAUCUUCUACAUUGUGACCAUGGUGGUGAUGACGAUCAUAGUGGCCUUUAUUCUGGAGGCUUUCGUCUUCCGCAUGAACUACACACGGAAGAACCAGGAUUCGGAAGAAGACAACGGCAUCGUGCUGGAGAAGGAGAUCACCAAGGAGGARGUGAUUGGGAUAAUAGAGCUGUACAAGCGGAGCUCCGCUGCCACUGAGACAUCUCAGCUGCAGAAGAUCGUUUUGCAGAUGGACAAAUACGGGCAAAUGUCCACACUGUUUCUGGGACGCAGAUCGAGAACCAAGAGUGAUUUAAGUAUGAAGAUGUAUGAGGAGGAGAUACAGGAGUGGUAUGAGGAACACGCCAGGAAAGAAGAGUCUCAGACACCGUUGCAAGAACCUGCACCCGCCUCCAACAACCCUCUGAAGCCYCUGAGCCUCCGGCACCGCUCCCAGACUGUCAUUUAGGCCUAGCUAACGCAAGCCGCCCUCUAUGCAAUAACCUAGAGUAUUACUUCACAGCGUAUGUAUCGGAUGGUGUAGAUAGGUCUGGUCAGUGUCCUGGUUGGCUUUAGGGUUUAAAUCUCUUCUUCAAGGCAGUGAAUUGCUGGAAGGAGAAAAAAAAAAAGAAAGAAAAAUAUAAAAACAGAGGCCCGGGGGGCUCUGUGUGAGACUGCAGGAACCAAGCUGAGCGUGAUGCCCGUGCUCAGCACAGAGGAGCAUCUCGGGCAGCACAGAGGCCUCUUCCCUCUGACCUGCUUCCCAGGCUCAGACCUGUUGCUUGUCUUACCACUAACAGGCCCUGGGGGAAGAGAUAGGUAAUCCAUUAACAGCAGGAAAUGCGCCGAAGCCACCUGCUUAAUAAUGUUAAAAUUUUUGCCCUUUUGAAGAUGCAAUUUUUCGAAGGGUGUCAUUAACCUAGGUGUAGAAGAUCAGGGAAUGCGUUUGUUUUGAUUCUUCUUGCCCCUUCCAUGUGCAAACCGAGGGAAGGUGGUGUGAAAUUUCAGCACUUUCAGAAGAGCAAUUGSUUUCCCCUCCUUUCUGACAUGCCUACGUGCACUCCUGCUGCAGCUCUAGCUCUGAGUAUUGAAUUUAGCUGCCCGCGAGCAGCUCUGUGGCAGCUGGAGCCAGAAUGCAGYGCGGGCGUCCAGGCUACAGGUGGGACAGGAGUUUGGGGGACAAACUCUGUCUCUGCAGGUCAGUUCUUCCCAUGGCACUGCCCAGCACUGGGUGACUGCGUACCCCCUGAAGCCCUCGUCCCGCCUUGGCGACACGGCUGCUUGCCCAGGGUGGCAGUGGUGUGGACCUUUGCGAAUGGCAGAUCUUUGCCUGCUCCUUAGCUCAGCUAGAGGAUGAGGAGGAAGGGGAGGAUGUCACAGCUCCAAGUCUGUGAUGUAGUUCUGGCUCCGUCUGGGUUAAGAGGAGCUUAUAGGCAGAGUCUGUACAAGAGCACUGCUGGUUAAUCCUCAGCCAGGUCCUGGCUUUAUGCAGGUCCUAAAGCAGCAGCUCCUCCCUUGUUCUCACCCUUGCAGAACGGUUCCCCRUGGUGGCAAAUCCUAAGAGUUGAUGGAGACAAAUCCCAGGAAGCUCCUCUACUGAAGAGCUCUACCAUUCCUCUGAAUUCUGGAGGGAGAAGUCGGAAUGUGGAUGACGGUGCUUCUUCCCACCAAUCCUGUAACUAGCAAGGAGGCUGCCGGAAAGGAUAGGAUCCUACCCCAGUUCCACUCAUGUAUUUUGUGGCUGCGUUUGCUUCAUCGCUCUGUUUCAUUGCCCACACAGUGUUUCAUUGCCCACACAAAGCGGUGAGAACGACUGUUGCUGUAAAUGCCUUUUUUUUUUUUUCUUUUCUCACCACAGAAACUUUGAGGGUUAAAAGUAUCUGUGUCAGCUGGGAGGUUUCCUUCCUCUUUUGCUUUUUAGUCUGUUCUUGGGUCCAGAUGAAGAGCAGGACUAGCUGGAGAGGCUUUCUCGUUCCUCCAGAGAAAUGGGGCAGCGGGAGGUCUGUGUGGCCGUUCACUUUGCACUGUGCACCUGAUUUCUUACAGGUCACCUCAACAUGUGGCACAAGGAGAGAGGGAGAAGCCUUAAAAUUGCUCCUUGAUCCCACCUGGGAAGCUAGGGAGCAUUUCAAGGAAAGGGUGAAUAGAUUUCAAAAGUAUGUAAUUCUGAAAACUUCCCAUAUAGAGAAGUGGAAGGGUUUGGGUGAACCGAGGGUGAGCAGCCACCAAAGGGUGCUCUGAGGGAAACAUGUAGGUUCUUGUCUGGGAGCCACAGGAGCCUUGGCAYGAAACUCCUUCUGAACUGAACCGUGAAGGACCUUCAAGGGCUGUUUUCCAAAAUAUCUGCCCGCAAAUGAAUUCACAGAGCAGAGCGGUGCCACUCGUGUGGCUGCUCUGCAUGCGCCUGUAGCCUGCGGGCUCUGUCCAGAUUAGACCUGGUGCGAGCAGAGMUGUUUCUUCUGAUUUGA
This is a messenger RNA of Nothoprocta perdicaria, 4520 nucleotides long. RefSeq names its product two pore segment channel 1 (gene TPCN1). NCBI's taxonomy places the organism in Eukaryota, Metazoa, Chordata, Aves, Tinamiformes, Tinamidae. Bases 77 to 2521 code for a protein of 814 amino acids. Gene Ontology annotation, cellular component: endosome membrane; lysosomal membrane. The record is from RefSeq and is a predicted model, not a curated record. Gene Ontology annotation, molecular function: monoatomic ion channel activity; voltage-gated channel activity. Gene Ontology annotation, biological process: monoatomic ion transport; transmembrane transport. The transcript is spliced from 27 exons.